CCUCAGCCCGAUGGCGGCUGCGACUCGUCCCCGCCUCAUGGCCACGGGGCCAAGCCCAGCUGGUGCCCGGCCGCGGCUCCGCAGCAGCUCUCGUCAACGGCCCCGGCCGCCGAGAACGCGACGGGGGGGAAGUGCUGCUUCAACGGGUGCGGCGACGAGGACUCGUGCGUGACGGGCUACUGCGGCUCGCGGGAGCUGUGCCUGAAGCCUCAGCUCGAUGGCGGCUGCGACUCGUCCCCGCCUCAUGGCCAUGGGGCCAAGCCCAGCUGGUGCCCGGCCGCGGCUCCGCAGCAGCUCUCGUCCACGGCCCCGGCCGCCGAGAAUGCGAGGGGGGGGAAGUGCUGCUUCAACGGGUGCGGCGACGAGGACUCGUGCGUGACGGGCUACUGCGGCUCGCGGGAGCUGUGCCUGAAGCCUCAGCUCGAUGGCGGCUGCGACUCGUCCCCGCCUCAUGGCCACGGGGCCAAGCCCAGCUGGUGCCCGGCCGCGGCUCCGCAGCAGCUCUCGUCAACGGCACCGGCCGCCGAGAACGCGACGGGGGGCAAGUGCUGCUUCAACGGGUGCGGCGACGAGGACUCGUGCGUGACGGGCUACUGCGGCUCGCGGGAGCUGUGCCUGAAGCCUCAGCCCGAUGGCGGCUGCGACUCGUCCCCGCCUCAUGGCCACGGGGCCAAGCCCAGCUGGUGCCCGGCCGCGGCUCCGCAGCAGCUCUCGUCAACGGCCCCGGCCGCCGAGAACGCGACGGGGGGGAAGUGCUGCUUCAACGGGUGCGGCGACGAGGACUCGUGCGUGACGGGCUACUGCGGCUCGCGGGAGCUGUGCCUGAAGCCUCAGCUCGAUGGCGGCUGCGACUCGUCCCCGCCUCAUGGCCAUGGGGCCAAGCCCAGCUGGUGCCCGGCCGCGGCUCCGCAGCAGCUCUCGUCCACGGCCCCGGCCGCCGAGAAUGCGAGGGGGGGGAAGUGCUGCUUCAACGGGUGCGGCGACGAGGACUCGUGCGUGACGGGCUACUGCGCUCUCAGCCCCGAUGCGGCUGCGAAUCGUCCUGCCUUCCAUGGCCACGGGGCCAAGCCCAGCUGGUGCCCGGCCGCGGCUCCGCAGCAGCUCUCGUCAACGGCCCCGGCCGCCGAGAACGCGACGGGGGGCAAGUGUUGCUUCAACGGGUGCGGCGACGAGGACUCGUGCGUGACGGGCUACUGCGGCUCGCGGGAGCUGUGCCUGAAGCCUCAGCCCGAUGGCGGCUGCGACUCGUCCCCGCCUCAUGGCCACGGGGCCAAGCCCAGCUGCUGUGCCCGGAGGUGCUGCUUCAACGGGUGCGGCGACGAGGACUCGUGCGUGACGGGCUACUGCGGCUCGCGGGAGCUGUGCCUGAAGCCUCAGCCCGAUGGCGGCUGCGACUCGUCCCCGCCUCACGGCCACGGGGCCAAGCCCAGCUGGUGCCCGGCCGACUCGUGCGUGAUGGGCUACUGCGGCUCGCGGGAGCUGUGCCUGAAGCCUCAGCCCGAUGGCGGCUGUGACUCGUCCCCUCCUCACGGCCAGGGCGCCAAGCCCAGCUGGUGCGUCUGGUGAACGCGCAUGCUGCACGCAUGAGGCGUUCAACUUGUUGUUCUGUGUGCACGAUUUGAAGAUGCAGUAGCUGCUCUACGUACAGAAUUUGUGUAAUACCAACGAGUGCAGUUGCUGUGAUAGCGUUUGCAAGUUUCAGUGUGGUUUUGUCAUCUGUGCGUUUUAGCCGAGUUCGAUACCUGGUCGUUGCCAUUGUUGCUCCAAGAGCGUGCAACGUUUGCAUACAGGAAGGCCGCAGGUACGUACCGCAUUUGGGACACUUUUCGAACAUAUGCGGGUGAGCGCAACUACUCGACUACCUUUGACGUCGUGGCCUUCGCGUAUACUGCGAAGGCCUUACAGCUGGUGCCCAUUUCACGUGCCGACAGCCGACAGGACACACGCAC
Prorocentrum cordatum is the source of this 1949-nucleotide messenger RNA. The record is from the annotation of a GenBank genome assembly. NCBI's taxonomy places the organism in Eukaryota, Dinophyceae, Prorocentrales, Prorocentraceae.